Mercurialis annua (annual mercury) is the source of this 483-nucleotide messenger RNA. Its product is annotated as SKP1-like protein 14. The record is from RefSeq and is a predicted model, not a curated record. Bases 1 to 483 code for a protein of 160 amino acids. The transcript has a single exon. Lineage: Eukaryota; Viridiplantae; Streptophyta; Magnoliopsida; Malpighiales; Euphorbiaceae. Gene Ontology annotation, molecular function: cullin family protein binding. Gene Ontology annotation, biological process: SCF-dependent proteasomal ubiquitin-dependent protein catabolic process. Gene Ontology annotation, cellular component: cytoplasm; nucleus.
AUGGCUUCCCAGCAGAAAACAUUCACUCUCAUGGCCUCCGACGGCGAGCAAUUCACCGUGAAAGAAUCCGUCGCCACGACGAUGGUGAUCGUCAAGCAUUUUAUCGAAGACAACGACGACGACUGUUCGUCGUCGACGCCAAUACCUCUGCCUCAGGUGUCGUCCCAUACUCUGUCUCAGGUGAUAACCUAUAUUGAUCAUUAUCUUAAUCUGAAAGACGCUAAAGCGGACGAAUAUAAUGCGGAGUUUGUGAAGGAUUUGAGCAACGAUGACCUGAGGGAGAUGAUUGUAGCGGUUAAUUAUAUUAAUGUCAGGUUUUUGCUCGACGUUUUGAAUAUGGAGCUGGCUCAUCGGAUUAAGAACGAGACGCCGGAGUAUGUGCGGAGCUUUCUUCGGAUUGAGAAUGAUUUUACAGAAGCAGAAGAAAAAGUUGUUCGCAAACAGUUCUUGCAUGCUUAUGAGGACAUUGAUAAAGAUUAUUAG